GCUCAUGUUCGAGUCAAGCAGUGGGUUCCGGCGGCUGACGGUUAUUUUCCACGAUUCAUGGCCUUUCUCCAUGUCCCCUUGAGGUCGUUUGCAGCGCGGAGAAGCGGCCCACAAUGCAACAGAGCCGUCGCGCGACGCCGCCCUGCCCAAGCAGCACAGAAGGUUUUCAGCGGCGUGUUUGUGUUCACUCCCCUACCCGUUGGCUGUGGGGAAAUCACUUCCAGGAGUGUGACCAUUGCUUCUCUACUGACUUUGUUUCACUUUGUGCCUGUUCGCUGCUUUGUGUGGUGCUAGUUCUGAGCUCACGGUUGCUUUCACGUGCAAGCUGCACUUUUUGUGUUGUUGUACGAGUAUGUAGCUUGGUUAGUUUGUUAAUGCAUAGAUUGUCGAGGACAUUACAACUUUUGUGUGUGUGUGUGUGUGUGUACACAGAUUCACACAUGUGCAUCUGUUUGUUUUGAUGAUCUGUAUGCACACAUGUGCAUCUGUGUGGGUGGUCUACACAACCUCUGGAUUGUUCAGACGGAGAGGAGGGACAAAGAGGAGACUGUUGUCUGGUCACGUCCGUGGUGCCAAUACACUAGUAAUUACCUCUCAAUGGGGAUUAUGCAAUGAAAAUCUGCGGGCCUGGUACCAAUGCAUUUACAAUGGUCGGACUAUUGUUCUAUGAUUGCGCAAAAAUGUUCCAUGGUGGAUGAUAUAGGAGGGUCUGUCUGUCCUACACAUUUUGCUGAUAUAUUAUGAAUCUGUCAAAAGUAAGCUUCAAAUUAAUGUGUGUGUGUGUGUGUGUGUGUGUGUGUGUGUGUGUGUGUGUGUGUGUGUGUGUGUGUGUGUGUGUGUGUGUGUGUGUGUGUGUGUGUGUGUGUGUGUGUGUGUGUGUGUGUGGGGCUAUUGCCUCAUCUUCAGAAGUAACAAUACGUUGGCAGAAUUGCUGACUUCUCAUAUUAUAUAUUCUUUAUUUCCAUGAAAGCUUGGAAUAAUUUGAACUGAAAAGAGAAUCCAAUACUGAUGGAAAUACGGACGGGUGUGCAGGCCGGUGGACGUGCUGGCUAUUGGACCUGGGCUAUUGUGAGGCAGAGACGGGCUUGAUUCCAAGUGUCCAAGACUUUGACAAAAAGCUGGCCGAGGCCGACGCGUACCUGCAGAUACUCAUCGACCAAUUAAAGCUCUUUGAUGAGAAGAUCAAGGAGUGUAAAGAAGAUGAAUCACGCAGAAAAAUUGAAAGUUUGAAGGAGACUACUUGUAGUAUGGUAGAGUCCAUCAAGCACUGCAUUGUAUUGCUACAAAUCGCCAAGGACCAAAGUAACGAACAGCAACACGCAAACGGACUUAUAAGCACCAUAAACCCAGUCGACGGGAUCUACCAGCCUCCGCUAGACACGUCCGAAGGCAGCGACAACAUGCCAAUCCAAACAGCGCUGCCCUCAGAUGGUUCCCAGGUGUGCAAGUCUGAGCAGCGGCCCUCCACACUACAAGUGGGUCCCGUUGUCACGGUGAUGGGAAGCUUACAAACGCCAACGCCCAACAGCACAGGGAGCGGUCCGUCCGGCCCCAGCAGUGGCCUGGGCUCCCCGUCCCACAUGCCUCUCCCCUCCCACUCAGUGCCAGACUUCUCCUACUCCUCCAGCGAGGACGAGUUCUACGACGCCGACGAGUUCAACACCUCUCCCAAACACUGCCUAGCCAGUCUCUCAGGGCAGGCCGCUGCCUCUGCACUGGGUGGAGACGGGGCCAUGAAACGACCGCACACCAACGAGUCCCUCAACUCGUCCAUGUCCAACGGAACCACCGACGCAGACCAAUUUGACAACGACGACCGUGACGAUGAGGGCGAGGGGGAGUCCGUUGAGGAGCACAAGAGCGUCAUCAUGCAUCUGCUGUCCCAGGUCCGGCUUGGUAUGGACCUCACCAAGGUUGUUCUCCCGACCUUCAUUCUAGAGCGGAGGUCUUUACUAGAAAUGUAUGCAGAUUUCUUUGCUCAUCCAGAUUUGUUUGUGAGCAUCGCCGAGCAGCCGGAGCCCCGGGAGCGCAUGGUGCAGGUCGUCAAGUGGUACCUGUCGGCCUUCCACGCGGGGCGGAAGGGCUCGGUGGCCAAGAAACCCUACAACCCCAUCCUGGGAGAGGUCUUCUACUGCCACUGGGACAUGCCAAACGAGACGGCGGAGGAGCCCCCGCCGCCCCCCGUCGCCCCCACGGAGCCAUUGUCGGACGGUCCCCUCCCCUGGGUUUCCCCCAACAAUGUGUCCUUCGUAGCAGAGCAGGUCUCUCAUCACCCGCCCAUCUCCGCGUUCUAUGCAGAGUGUUCCGGUAAGAAGAUCCAAUUUAACGCACACAUCUGGACCAAGUCGAAGUUCCUCGGGAUGUCAAUAGGAGUCCACAACAUCGGCCAAGGGUGUGUAUCCUGCUUGGAGCACGACGAACACUACAUCCUCACCUUCCCUAAUGGCUACGGCAGGUCCAUCCUAACUGUGCCCUGGGUGGAGCUGGGCGGCGAGUGCAGCAUCGUCUGCUCCAAGUCGGGCUACAGCGCCAACAUCGUGUUCCACACCAAGCCCUUCUACGGCGGCAAGAAGCACCGCAUCACGGCGGACAUCUUUACGCCCAACGAUAAGAAGUCCUUCUGUGCCAUCGAAGGAGAGUGGAACGGCGUGAUGUAUGCCAAGUGGGCAUCUGGGGAGAACGCUUUGUUCAUAGACACCAAGAAGAUGGACAUCAUCAAGAAGAAGGUCCGCAAGCUUGAAGACCAGUUGGACUACGAAUCUCGAAGAAUGUGGAGGGACGUGACCCUGAACCUGAAGCUCAAGGACAUCGACAUGGCGACGGAGGCCAAGCACUACCUGGAGGAGAAGCAGAGGGGAGAGGCCCGCGAGCGCAAGGAGAACGAGAGGCAGUGGGAGACACGGUUGUUCCACGAAGACGGCGAGUGCUGGGUCUACGACGAGCCGCUACUAAAGAGGAUAGCUCAACCACGGCCCUGAGACGACCCCUCUCCCAUCCACACACAUGCACACACACAAACAGCCAAACAACACACACACACACACACACACGUCACACAACACGGGAGUCUUCAUAAGAACUCAUUUGCACAUGACCUAUUUUCCAAGCCUUCGAAAUGACUUCAAUGAUUGAAUAUGUACACAGCUUUGCGUUUGAUGAUGAACCAAUGUUGGAUGAAGUCAGUCGGGGAGCAAAAUGAAAAAAAAAAAUAAGACUAAACCAUGCAGCACAGUGCAAGGGACACAGGACUUUAUGCACAUCCGUUCUUUGCAACAACUCUUGUCUAUAUGGACUUCACAAUCAAGCCUGUCCCCGAUCCCGGGCAAGGGGUGACGACGAUGAGUAGGAGGAGGAAGAGGAGCAGAAGGAGUGAUGGUGAUUGCGAUCGUGGUGGUGAGGAUGGGUGUGGUGGAGGAGGGUUAAUGCGUCUGUUGAUGGUGUUAAAGUGAAACGAACCUCAACAGAAACAAUACGGCAUACUACAUCUCAGGGAAACCGCUGAGGGAGGAGCGAGGGUCCCCUCCCAUCACCCACAGACCGGACGAGGGAAGGACCUCACGACGACGGAAGAGAGGACAUCUUGGCUUGGCUACAUACAACUAGUGACAACUGUUGUUUAUAUAUAGAUAUACAUAUGGUGGAUAUAUAAAUAUAUAUAUAUAUAGAUAUAUACUUUUUUUUAUUUGUUUGCGCUCUUUAUUUUUUUUCCCAUUCUGGCAAUAGUUUAAAUAUUUGAGGGUAAGAACUUUUAAAGGCUUCACAUGUUAAGUAUUCAUUCCAUUUGCGCCAUUGGACAUCUCAAUGCCUCCUUUAACUGAGCUGACGCGCUUGUGGGCGGAAGCAAGACCGACAAGCGUGCUAGCAUCUACACACAUUUAGACUAUGAUAGUGGUAUUGGUUAUUUUUUUAUAACAUAAGUGGUAUGGCUUCACAAUGCCGAGAACGAAUCUUAGCACUCAUUGGCUCUCGGCGUGGAACUAGGCUGUUAAGUUAAAGGUUUAACUCCACCUUCCUCUGGAAAAGGAACUCGUCUGGAAUUACUUAUUUCUUUUGUGCAAGCAUUUAUGAACAAAUGAAUGUUGACCUGUUUUUUCGGUGUCCGGAUAAUUGUAAGGCUUGGUGACGGGGUUGCGGGAAGCAAGGAUGCGCCAAGAGAUUCCUGUUCGUUCGGCACAUCUUCUCUCCUAGGCAUCUCCAUGACGGAAGUCAUAGUUGGCGACUGACAUGGUGGCAACGUGUUUUUAAGAGUUUGGGAAAGAGGCUACAUCGAACCAAUGGUUGAGUUCUGAUACUUUUUCAUAGAGGGCUACUCAAGUCUAAGUUGUGUGCUUGAAUUUAAACUUACGUCCAAUGUUUUUAAAUAUGGGAACCAUACUGGUCAAAAUAUAGAUUACUUUCCAACUAUGCUGGUUUCAUCCAUAUUCUCAUUCACAAAGGCAUAUUACACCGAACCUGCUGAAAUCAAGUGUUGAAUAAGAUUGUGUUUCUCGCCAUCGAUAUAUUAGCCAAUAUGGAAGAAGCCUUGUGGAAAAACAUUUUCACAUAAAAAUGCAUAUUUGUUUCAUUAUAAUUUUAAGAUUUUUUUCAUCUAGAAUAACAAAUUAAAAGUUGCAGUUUAAUAAAACUAAAAGCCAGUUUUCAUUGUUUGUCUUUUACAUUGAAAUUGAAUUGAGGCCUUGUUAUUCCAUUUCAUAAUCACCAAGCGUUUCUUCAUAGAAAGCCAUCAGACCAUGUAUUUUUUAUUUCAUUCUUAUCAUGAGCAAUGAUUGUAUCUGAUUUUCAAGUUUAUUGAUGCAUAAUAUUAAAUCUUCAUGAGUGAACUGAA
Molecule: messenger RNA, 4825 nt
Organism: Gadus morhua (Atlantic cod)
Lineage: Eukaryota; Metazoa; Chordata; Actinopteri; Gadiformes; Gadidae
Gene: osbpl9
Product: oxysterol binding protein-like 9
Exons: 21
Coding region: 1248-2978 (576 amino acids)
Cellular component (GO): membrane; Golgi apparatus; cytosol
Molecular function (GO): sterol binding
Source: RefSeq, a predicted model, not a curated record